Molecule: messenger RNA, 747 nt
Organism: Pseudomassariella vexata
Lineage: Eukaryota; Fungi; Ascomycota; Sordariomycetes; Amphisphaeriales; Pseudomassariaceae
Exons: 3
Coding region: 1-747 (248 amino acids)
Source: RefSeq, a predicted model, not a curated record
AUGCCUCUAACAGAGCAAAACAACAUCUCUAUCGCAGAAAUAUGCUUCUACACUCUCUCUCUCUUCCUCGCCAUCUGGCUCUCGACCCGUCACGGCUUCGGUCGUAGCGCCGGCUGGUUCUAUCUCAUCAUGUUCUCCCUCGCCCGCAUCAUCGGCGCGUCACUACAACUCGCCACAAUCUCGCAACCCAGAAACAUCAGCCUGUACAUCGGUGCCGCCACACUCGCCAACGUCGGCCUGUCGCCACUGAUCCUAGCGCAGCUAGGACUCAUUGGCAGAGCAUUGGCAAGCAUACGCAAAUCGCACGCCACGUUCCUGGACGAGAAGAAAUUGCGGCUGGUGCAGACGAUUGUCGUCGUUGGGCUCAUCCUCGGCGCUGUGGGAGGCAACAAAGCCGCGAGCACCUACGGCGAAACUGGCACUUACGAAGCCCCGGGCGAAUCCAAGGCGGGAAUAGGGCUCAUGAUCGCCGGAUACAUCCUUUUGUUGCUGGCGACCAUCGUUAUUGCUCUCCAAAUUCGACUUGUCUAUGCCGCCAUCUCGACUUUCGCAAACAACUCCAAAUUCAAUCAAUUGAGUGGAAAUUUCAACAUUCAGCUGGGCAUGGCUAUCGUCAUGGAGAUGAUUGUCGUUGCUAUUGUCGAGGGAAUCGGAUUGACGUUGAAGCAGAUGCCCAACAACCCGCCGUUCACUUCGGCUGCUACUUCUACGAGUCAGCACAUGGUGCGACCCGCCAUCUCAAGGUGA